Procambarus clarkii (red swamp crayfish) is the source of this 2151-nucleotide messenger RNA. Its product is annotated as beta-alanine transporter. Lineage: Eukaryota; Metazoa; Arthropoda; Malacostraca; Decapoda; Cambaridae. The record is from RefSeq and is a predicted model, not a curated record. Gene Ontology annotation, biological process: transmembrane transport. Gene Ontology annotation, cellular component: membrane. Gene Ontology annotation, molecular function: transmembrane transporter activity.
GGCCCGGAGGUGCGUGGCGCCAGCUGCGCACGGACCAUGACGUGUCCUUCAGUACCCAUUACGGAGCCAUCAGACGGUCGACACUGCCCUCCCGUCGGCCACUCGACCGUCAGCCUCGCCGAGACGCUGACUGAUGUCACUGCUGGUCCACCAGGAGUAGGUGCAAGGCGGACAUUAGGGGUGGCUUGGACGCGUGUCUGCGCAGGCGCAGGACUUGCCCGGGUGCCACGCCCCCUCUAGUUACCAUGGCCUUGGACUUCGACGACGUUUUGGAAUCGGUUGGGUCCUAUGGCUCCUACCAGAGGUGGCUGAUUGGGGCCGUCUUCGUUCCAAUCUCGUUCUUCGCGGCAGUCACGAUGAACCUGAUGCUGUUCCAAGUGGUAGAACCAGAUCACUGGUGUUAUGUUCCGGAGCCAACCAAUACCACUCUCACUAAGGAGGAGUGGAAGGCGCUUACGAUACCCAGAAACCUUGAGUCGAACACUUACCACAAGUGUGCGAUGUACGGGGUGGAGUGGAACGACAACAACCACACCACCUACGCCAUCACUAAUGAGACCCGAGAGUGUAGCAGCGGCUGGGAGCACGACGCGUCGCAGUUCAGCGCCACGGUGGCGACCUCCUUCGGGUGGGUGUGUGAGCGGGCGCGGUACUCCCACCACGUCCUCUCCGUCACCAUGGCCGGCAACACCGUCGGCACCUUCUUCCUCCCACUCAUCGCCGACAAAUACCUGGGGCGGAAGAAAGUGUUCUUCCUGUCUCUGGCCAUCCACGUCGUCUUCACCAUCUCCUACAUCUGGGUCUCCCACAUCGGCCUACACCUCGCACUCCGCUUCUUUCAGGGACUCAGCUUUGAGACUUACUACCUCAUGCCUUACAUUAUCGUCCUAGAGAUGAUACCUCCAGAGAAGAGAGCCGUGGCUACAAUGUAUUCCUUCGUGUCCUGGACCCUCGGCAUGUGCUUCACGGCGCUGGUGGCGUGGCUCCUGCCCCAGUGGCAGUACCUCGCCUUCCUCUCCUGCGUCCCUUCCAUCGUCGGCUUCUUGUAUUGGAGGUACCUGCCGGAGUCGCCUCGGUGGCUUCUGUCCAAGGGCCAGCUGCAGCAGUGUUCUGACAUCCUGCUGGAGGUCGCCCGUGUCAACGGCACUACGAAGGUCUCUGGCCAGCAUCUGGAAUCCGACCUGAGGGACCUAAUGUUGACGCAGCCGCAAGCGGUUCCUCUGACCCACGCCUGCGCCUACCCCAAGCUCCGGCUCCGGGCCGUCCUCCUCUUCAUAAUGGCGUACUGCAUGUUCGUGGUGUACGGAGUGCUUAUGCUCGGGAUCAACGUGAUGCCCAGCAACUAUUUUCUCAGCCACUUCAUACUGUCGGCGUCGGAGCUGCCCAGCAACGUCCUGGGCUGGCUCAUCACACACUACCUGGGCCGACGGUUCAUGUGCUUCAUCACGUACCUCCUCGCCGCGGUCUUCGCCGUCGUCGCCACCUACUGUGUCCACGAUGAGUGGCUGCUGAUGUCGGUAGUGGCGAUGGUGAAGCUGCUGGCCACUCAGGGCCUCUACGUGGUCUUCCUCAUGGCCUCGGAGAUCUUCCCCACGCCCAUCAGGACCUCCGGCUACGGCAUCACCAUCGUCUUCGGGAUGCUGGCCAUGGUCGUGUCUCCCUACAUCCUGCAUUCAACCUUCGGACCGGCCUUCCAGUACUGGGUGAUGGUGGUGUUGUCGUUGGUGUCGUUGCUGGCAUCCAUAUUCUUGCCAGAGACCUUGGGCUUGCCGCUACCCCAGACCUUCCAAGAGGCGGAGGACCUGGGCGCUGGACGGCCCUUCACCGCCUGGGUUCACCACUGGAACCAACACAAGUACCCGCCACACGCGUCCUCGCGCCCCAACGCCUGCUGCCCGGAGGAGCUCGACGAAUUGACAACGAAGAAAUUAUAGAUAUUUGUGACCCGUAAUCACACAUAAUCACGCUUAACCAAAUGGGGGAUGUGAUAGGCCUGUUAAGAAAGGCUUACACUCAAAUCAGAGAUGCGAUAGUCUUUUUUUUUUUUUAGACGUGAUUGUAUUAAAAGGGGGGGAACUGAAGAAAGCCUAUUGGCCUAUACGAGGCAGCUCCUAUUUACAUCCAACUAAACUAAUUCACACAUGUCUAACC